Messenger RNA from Selaginella moellendorffii, 2407 nucleotides. RefSeq names its product pentatricopeptide repeat-containing protein At4g02750-like. Gene Ontology annotation, biological process: RNA modification. The transcript has a single exon. The record is from RefSeq and is a predicted model, not a curated record. Bases 71 to 2329 code for a protein of 752 amino acids. Gene Ontology annotation, molecular function: RNA binding; protein binding. Lineage: Eukaryota; Viridiplantae; Streptophyta; Lycopodiopsida; Selaginellales; Selaginellaceae.
AAAUUAAUAUAAAUACUAAUAAUAAUACUUGCAAAAGUGAUAUAGUGAAUUUACCUAGUUUCUAAAUUUGAUGCUAAGGCUCCACCCGGGUCUCAAGCACGCGAUCGAUCGACUGGAGGCGGCACAAGCUCCAUUCCAACGAGAUCUCUGUGCCAAUCUUCUCCGGGAAUGCUGCCGGCUGCGAGCGCUCAACGAAGGCCGGCGUCUCCACGCGCUAAUUGCCAGGGCCGGCCAGACCCAAGACAAUCUCCUGGUGAAUUCCCUCAUCCAGCUCUAUGGUUACCAUGGAUGUCUCCACGAGUCACAAUCCCUCUUCCAGAGCCUGCGCAAUCGCAACGUCUUCUCCUGGAACAUGAUCAUCUCGGCCUACAUCCACAGCGGCCAUCUGUACGAAUCACAGAAACUCUUCCACUCGAUGGGAGAGAGGAACGUUUUCAGCUGGAAUCUACUAAUCAGUGCGUUUAUACGCGGCGGGGAUACCACCACCGCCGAGAAACUCUUCAACAAAAUGCCACAGCGCAGCGUAGUCUCUUGUAAUAUAAUUCUCGCAGCAUAUGCCUGGUCUGGGCAUUUUUUCCACAUUCACGAACUGUUUCUUGCUAUGCCCGAGAGGAGCAUAGUGUCGUGGAACACCAUUCUCGAUAUACACAUUACCAUCGGAGAAGUGGCCACCGCCAAGCUUGUGUUUGAGAGGCUCCCCAGUUGGGACGUGGUGUCGUGCACCACCAUGCUCGCGGGAUUUGCCCAAACCGGGGACUUGGGCACCGCUUGGGCCCUCUUCAAGCGGAUCCCCGAGCCCAAUGUGGUGUCAUGGAACGCGCUACUCGAAGCCCACGCAGCCAGCGGCGACCUCUGUGGCGCACGGCGGAUAUUCGACGUGAUGCCCGUGCGCUCGAUCGUGUCGUGGAACGAGAUCCUCCAGCCAAGCGCGGUGUUGGGCGGGGAUCUUGGCUUGGUGCGCGAGAUCUUCGGCAGGAUCCCGCAGCACAGCAUCGUCUCCUGGAACAUCUUCCUCCACGCCUGCGCUGCGAAUUGCCGCUGCCAGUCCGAGUACGAGGAGUUCAAGACAAUUGCCGCAGCGGUGCCGGAGGAGGACGUGGUCACGAGCACGCUGGCGAUUGCGGCGGCUGCAAAAGCAUGGAAUCUGGAAGAUGCCGAGGGUAUAUUUCACUCCAUGACAUCGCCCAAGAAUCUCGUCUGCUGGAACUGCAUGCUCCAGGUAUAUGCCGAAACCAGGCAUUUGCAGGAAUCAGAAGAGUUAUUUGACAAGAUGCCGGGACACGACACGUUUUCAUGGAACACGAUGGUGACGGUGUACGCGGAACAAAAGAAUAUACACUCUGCGCAACGGAUAUUCUCCUCUAUGCCGCAACGCAGCCAUGUCUCCUGGAACGCUCUGGCUUUCGCGAAUGCCCAAGCGGGGCAUUUGGAGGAAUCGCGGCGGAUAUUCGACCUCACCCCCAUGACGAACCUCUGCUCGUGGAAUGGGAUGAUGACCGGAUACAUUGCGAGCCUCGACCUAGAUUCCGCGCGCGCGAUCUUCGAUGCCUCGCCGGAUCGCCCGCUCUGCCUGUGGGCGGCGAUGAUCCUGGCCUACGCCCAGGACGGCCGAUCCAAGCACGCGAUCCAGCUCUUCCGUCUGAUGGAUCUCGAGGGGACGGAGCCGGAUCCGGAAACCCUAGCGGCGAUCCUCGACGCGUGCGCGGUGGUCUCGGAUCUCCAGGUCGGGAAGAUCGUGGUGGAGUACCUGGGCGGCGGCGGCGGCGGCGGCGUGGAUCUCGUGCUGGGCGGCGCGGUCGUCAACAUGUAUGCCAAAUGCGGCUGCGUGGGCGACGCCGAGAGGAGCUUCCUCGCCAUGCCCGCGAGGAAUUUGAUCGCGUGGAACACGAUGAUCGCGGCCUAUGCGCACAGCGGGCGCAUCGCGAGCUGCCUGGCGUCCUUCCAAUCCAUGCUGCUCGAUGGGAUCGAUCCCGACGGGGUGAGCUUCCUCACGAUCCUCAGCGCUUGCAGCCACGCCGGGGCGCUCCAGUCGGCGAUCGAGAUCUUCCUCUCGUCCGCCCAGGACCACGGCCUCUCGCCCACGGCGUGGCACUACUGCUGCGUGAUUGAUCUCCUGGGCAGGGCGGGCAAGCUGGGCGACGCGGAGGAUCUCAUCCGGGGCAUGCCGUUUAAAUCCGACGAGGGCGCGCUGUGGCAAUCGUUGCUGAGCUCGUGCCGGAGCCACGGCGACGCGCAGCGCGGCGCGCUGGCGGCGCGGAGGGCGGCGGCGUUGGAGCCGCGCGAAUCGUCCUCAUACGUGACGCUGGCCGGCGUUCUCGAUGGGAGCUAAGAAGUUAGGGUUUUUAUGUGAGGCCUCGUCGAGUUCCUGAUUUUACCCUAAAACCACAAGUCAAUCUUCCUUUUCCAA